AUGCGGGAUGAUGCUGUUGCACCAGGUGAGGGAGCGCCGCUGCCAGUGCCGCCAUGCAUCGACGACUUCGACGUCGGCCAGGAGCUCGGGAAGGGCGGCUUUGCCGUCGUCUAUCGGGCCCGGGUGCGAUCGACCGGCCUAGAAGUCGCUCUCAAGGUCGUGGACAAGCACCGGGCCGCGGAGCACCUCCGCGGCACCGCAACGAGUACCGGCGGCGGCGGCGGCGGCGGGGACGGGGAAGGAGGGCUUGGUGGGGGCUUGGAGCUCGCGUGUGCCCGAGUGGCGAACGAGGUGCGCCUGCACUGGGGGCUGAGGCACCCGGCAGUGGUAGAGCUGCUCGAGUUCUUCGAGGACGAGCGGUUCGUCUACCUGGUGCUGGAGCUAUGCGGGGGCGGUGACCUGUACCGCAGGCUGCGGGGCGCCGGCGGCAGCAGUAGCGGCAGUAGCGGGCCGCUCGAUGAGAGAGAGGCGGCCGGCUACAUGGGCCAGUUGCUGGCGGGGUUGCAGUACCUCCACGAGAGCGGGAUCAUGCACCGGGACCUGAAGCUGUCGAACCUGCUGCUUUCGGAGGACGGCAGGCGGCUGAGGAUUGCGGACUUCGGUCUGGCGGUCAAGCUCGAAGCGGAGGACAGCGAAAGACACACGCUCUGCGGCACGCCCAACACGAUGGCCCCGGAGGUGCAGGGGCCGGUGUACGGGGCGUCGGCGGCGGGGCAGCAGCCGGGGGGUUACGGGCUAUCGGCAGACCUGUGGUCCGCGGGGUGCCUCUUGUACACCAUGCUGACCGGGAGGGCGCCGUUCCAGGGGAGGAGGGUAGGGGACACGCUGGCGAACGCGAGGUCCGGGCGCUACGCGGUGCCGGAAGGGCUGUCGGACAUCGCGAGAGACUUCUUGGCCUCCAUGCUGAGCUUGGACCCGCGCCGCAGGAUGCGUGUGGAAGAGGCCGCCGCACACCCGUUUCUGCGCUUGGACAAGCAGCCGCCUCAACGCGGCCCCGCCGUCGCAGCACCAGCCGCACCUGAGCGAGGAAGCAGCAGCACUCCCAACGGGACCCUCGCCGAAGAUACGCGCGAAGAGGCGGCGGGGGGAGGAGCGGCGGCUAGCGGGGAUGCUGGGAGGCGAACCGUAACGUCGAACGACGACGAAGGAGAAGAAUACCCUUCUUAUUGUUCUUCCAGAGGCAGAUUGGACUACAAAGCCGGGCCAUCGCCGCCGUUUGGCGAGGAGGGCAGUAGCACCAGCAGCACCAGCAGCAGCGGCGGCGGCAAAGGUGGACUAACGAAAGGAGCUGCCGUCGACGCCGCUGCCGCCGCCGCAGCGACCUUAGCGGGCAACAGCACCCUGACGGAGUCCACGGCGGGGCUCGGGUCCUCCGACCUCUACUCCGUCAGCUCCAGCUUCUUGGACGGGGAUUACAACAUGGCCUCCUUUGCGACCCUCAGGGCAGAGACCGUGCCCACCCCGGCGACCAUCGGCGCCGGAGCCGCUGCGGCCGCCGCCCGCGUCCGGCGCGCCACCGCUCAAGCCCGGUUUCGAGCCUCCGCAGACGGGGGAGUCGCGCUCGACGGCAGGGCAGCAGCGGCCGGGGGAAGGGACGGAAUCCGCGACGAUGGCGGCGGUGGCGGUGGCGGCCGCGGUGGUGGGAGAGCGAGAAAUGCGUGGCCAACCGCGCGACCAUUGGUCGAGGCAGCGGGCGGAGGCGAGCGGACGGCUGGGCGAGGCGGAAACGGAGCUGGCACCGCGGAGAGAAGGGGUGGCAUCAGCGCGGGAAGGAGAAGCACGGCGGGAGGGCGCUCCUCUGCCGGUGCAAGGCUGGAGUCGAAGGAGCGGUUCGGGUGGAAGGGCAAGGCGGCGGCCGUCGAGGUCUACCCGGACGGUCGUGCGAGCAUCGCGGUGGGAAAGCGGUGGCUGAUCGCUUCCGCGGACGGCGAGCGAGUGUGGGCCGGGGGCGGCGGCGUGACAGAGGCCGCAAGCGGUGGCGGCAGGCGUACCUCCUUAUCCUUCUCGAGGGAGGCAGCGGCAGUCGGGGGCGGUCGGGUGUUGGGCACGAUGGAGGCGUGCUUGGCGUCGGGAGACAACAAGGACGAUUUGGCCGACCCCGGCUUUAGCCUCGAUGCGCUGCCGGCGGCUCUCCACCCGCUGUACAGGAGCCUCGCCGGCAUUGUGGACGCCCUUCGGAGCAAGACGCCCAAGGUGGUGCUGCGCCGUGACCCGCCGCCGCCGCCGCCGCCGCCGCAAGCGGGAGUACCAGGCCGAGCUCCGCAACAGCGGGCCGAGGAGAAGUUCACUCUGUGUGCCUUGAUGGAGAACCUGCCGGACCCCGACUUCGCCGCCGCCUUCGCCGACGGCGCCUCGCUGUCCCUCUGGACCCGAAAGGGCGAGCUGCGGGUCGAGCUCCCGGGCGGCCGUGUCCGCAGCUGGGCGGUGGCCGCCGGCGGCGAGUGGCCGGGGGUGGCCACGAUCCGCGGCGCCGGUGCCGUCUGCGGUAGUGGUGGUCGCGGCGGCGGGGCUAGCGUUGCUGGCUACGGGCUGAUUGCGGCGGCGGGGGGCCGUGAGCGGGCCGAGGGGCGCGGGAGCGGCAACGACGACAAGCAGGAGUCGCUGGGCUACGGGGAGCGGGUGUCCCGAGAAGGAUGGGGAGGGGGAGCGGGUGUCGCGAGAAGGAUGGGGAGGCCUGCGAUCGACGGGUGCCUGGGGGAGGCGAAGGAAAGUGGUGGCGGCGGCAGCAGCAACCAGGCUUGCGGCUCCGGGGCGGGGAGCGGGCGCGCGGCUGGGCUGGGCGCGUGGUGGCGGGGAGAGGAAGAAGACGGCGCCAGCAGCUCCAACGCUUCGGACAGCUCGGUGUCGCCAAGGGGCGCGAGAAGAGCAGAAGAGCCCAGCAGCCGGCGGGAUGGUGGCGGCCUUGGUUGGCGUGAAGACGACGGCAGCGGCAGGGGCGGCGGCGGCGGCGGCGGCGGCGGCGGCGGCGGCGGCGGGAGCGGCGGCGGCAUCUCCGUCGACAAAGCCGGCAAGGACGGCGGUUGGCGCGAUGCGAGCUCCGCCGGAAGCUUCGUGUACGCUGAACGAUGCAGCAGUGAGCUACGGCAGCAGCAGUCGAGGCAGCACCAGCGCCCGGCCUGCUCCCCCGAGGGGUCCCAACAGCUAUCGCCGGCACCCCCACCAAUAGCGGCGGACCGUCACCCCGGAGUCGUGCUCGCGGCCGUGAGCAGGGCGGCCUCGCCGCCGCUCUUUGCACCGGCGGGGCCGGAGAGGGAUGACACUGCUACUCGAGACGUCACCGGACGCGCACCCUUCCUGCCGCCGCAGCGUCGGGGACAAGCUGUCUUCAUGUACGGUGACGGGGAACUGGGAGGAGGAAGAGGAGGAAGAGGAGGAGGAGGAGGAGGAGGACAAGGCGGGGGAGCAGAAGGACGUGGGGGUGCGAGGGGAAGAAGAAUUGGAGAGGCAGGAGGAGGAGGGGGAGGAGAAGGAGGAGGAAGAGAAGGAGGGGGGCCGCGUCUCGACCCGAACCCAUCAACCUGUUCGUCGUUCUCCGAGGGCAACCUAGCCCAAGCAGUCGGGGUGUUGCCAGCAGAGCCAACAACCCCCCCGAAUAGCGCGGCGCGGCGGGGCCGCGGGGGCAAGGCCGCUGCUGCUGCCCCUCCCCGUGACGAGGAUCUCAGACCGCUACCCGACAGGGGGCGACGUGGUGGCGCCAGCAUUCCCGGGGUGGGGGAGGCAUGCAGGAACGGAGACGGCGACCUCGAGGUGCGGUUCUGUGACGGGGUGAUGGUCGUGGUGGACGCUAAGGCCAAGUGGAUGCGGGUAGAACGACGCCAACAGCAGCAGCGCGGGGGCCACCACCACUCCCCCCCGCACCCCGGCAGCGGUGCCCCCAUCCCCUCUAAGACGACCCGAAGCGUAACGUACGACCUCGGGAAACACGCCGCCGGGCGGAGAAAGGAAGCCCGCGGCGUCGGUGGGAGUCGAGAGUUGGGUGAACGCAUGCCCCGGGAUGUGAAGGACAGGAUGAAGGCGCUGCCGCGCUUCAUUGCUAUGCUUAAGGAUGACGGUCCCCCGCCGGCAAGAGACGGGCGACCGAAAGACGCGGCUUCUGCACAGGGGACCGGGGAGGUAAAGUGCACAAGAGUUAUGUUUUACGUGCCGCAUGCAACGUCGGCAACCGAGCUUUUUUUCCGGUUCUCUCUCGCUGAUUGCUGA
Ectocarpus siliculosus is the source of this 4200-nucleotide messenger RNA. The record is from the annotation of a GenBank genome assembly. NCBI's taxonomy places the organism in Eukaryota, Phaeophyceae, Ectocarpales, Ectocarpaceae.